This is a messenger RNA of Priapulus caudatus, 1042 nucleotides long. Its product is annotated as polyubiquitin-like. The record is from RefSeq and is a predicted model, not a curated record. Gene Ontology annotation, cellular component: nucleus; cytoplasm. Gene Ontology annotation, biological process: protein ubiquitination; modification-dependent protein catabolic process. Gene Ontology annotation, molecular function: protein tag activity; ubiquitin protein ligase binding. NCBI's taxonomy places the organism in Eukaryota, Metazoa, Priapulida, Priapulimorpha, Priapulimorphida, Priapulidae.
CUUGCACGAUAUUUCAAGGCGCUCAAAAUGCAGAUAUUUGCUGAAACCUGCACUGGUAAGACUUAUCACCCUUAGGUAGAGGCAAGUGAUCCUAUCGUAAAUGUGGAAGGCCAAGAUGCCAGACUCCAGGACAAAGAGGGCAUCCCCCCGGAUCAGCAGAGGUUGAUCUUUGCUGGCAAGCAGCUGGAAGAUGGUCGCACUCUGAGUGACUACAACAUCCAGAAGGAGUCUACCCUUCACCUGGUCCUGCGUCUGCGUGGUGGCAUGCAGAUCUUUGUGAAAACCCUCACCGGUAAAACCAUCACCCUUGAGGUAGAGGCAAGCGAUUCAAUCGAAAAUGUGAAGGCCAAGAUCCAAGACAAAGAGGGCAUCCCCCCAGAUCAGCAGAGGUUGAUCUUUGCUGGCAAGCAGCUGGAAGAUGGUCGCACUCUGAGUGACUACAACAUCCAGAAGGAGUCUACCCUUCACCUUGUCCUGCGUCUGCGUGGUGGCAUGCAGAUCUUUGUGAAAACCCUCACCGGUAAAACCAUCACCCUUGAGGUCGAGGCAAGUGAUUCGAUUGAAAAUGUGAAGGCCAAGAUCCAAGACAAAGAGGGCAUCCCCCCGGAUCAGCAGAGGUUGAUCUUUGCUGGCAAGCAGCUGGAAGAUGGUCGCACUCUGAGUGACUACAACAUCCAGAAGGAGUCUACCCUUCACCUGGUCCUGCGUCUGCGUGGUGGAAACUAAAAUUAAUUGCAGUGAUUAUCUCGCUCUUUUUCUCAUAUUGCUAAAGUUUUUCACAUUUAAAUGAAGUUUCGUUUUGCUGUUGUGAAUAACGAUUCAGUUGAAAUGAGAUUCAGAUCUUUAAAUGAAACGUACCUCAUCUAGGAACAGGUUUGCUAUUGAACUGGCGUCAUAUUAGUCCGACACAGUAGAUAUUAUUUUUCAUUUAGAAACGUGUAAGAUUUUGUUCUCACUUUUAGAACUGAGUAAAGCUUGCAUGGAGUGUGCAUCUAGCAAAAUUGUGAUUCACAGUACUCGAUAAUAAAUGUUUUAAGCUACA